CAGCCCCAACCUCCUCCUGCAGGGACCCCCGCAAUCCCUCACCACGAAGCUCCAGCCCCCAGAGAGACUGUCCCAACUGAAUGAGGACCCCGCCCUGGUCUCCCUCCGCCCCCACGUCAUCCAGCCUCACAUGGCCGACUCCAUCCCGCACUUCCUGGGCUUGGCCGUCCUGUCCAUAAGCUGCCCGCUGGGCAUGGCUGGCAAUGGCCUGGUCCUCUGGGUGGGCUUCCACCUGCCCAGCCUGGUCACCCGCAUCUUGUUCCUCAACCUGGCUGCGCUCGACUUCAUCUGCACCACCUUCCUGCCACUCAGUGUGGCCGUCCUGGCCCUGGGCCCCCGCUGGCCUUCAGGCCGCCAGCUCCACGUGUUCCUCGGCAUCUUCACCGACUUCAACCUCUACACCAGGACCUUCCUGCUCACCCUCAUCUCUGUCUACCGCUUGGUGUCCGUGCUCUGGCCCGUCUGGACCUGGAACCACCGUACCCCACAGCGGGCGGCCCUGGUGGUUGGCGGGGCCUGGCUUCUGGCCUUGGGGUUCACCCUCCCUGGCCUGGUGAACAGAGCCAUGAGCCCCCCUUCAGCAAACCAAUCCGACCCAGGGCACGAGAGCAGGCCGAGCACCCAGGAAUGGCUGGAUCUCAUUGGGCAGCAGACCCCUGCCCUAGUGAUUAGCCGUUUCGUGGUCAGCUACGUGGUGCCCCUGGCCGUCAUCGGGGCCUGCUUCCGCCUCGUCAUUGUCCGGCUUAAACACAAGCAGCGGCUGCUAUCCAACUUGUCCCUCCACGUCCUCAUGCUCAUCAUGGCCAUGUUCUUCCUCUGCUGGUUCCCCCUCCACCUGAUCUGGCUGCUCCAGCUCAGACCCUUCCCGGAAGGGCGGUCCCCACUGCCGGCCCCGCUGGCGGCCUUGGCCAUCUGCCUGAUCUACCUUAACAGCUGCUUCAACCCGCUACUCUACACGUGGCUGAGCCAGGAGUUCCGGGAGAGGUUACUACAGUGGCUGCCUGGCCCCUUGGGCCGGGCUUUUGGGGGGGCACCGGCUCAGUAGAGCUCACAGCUGGGAUGGCGGAACCCAUUGGAAAGAUUCAGGGAAACGCCUCCACAUCUGCCCCUUUUUAUGGCAUUUCUUAAGCACUUAUUAUGU
Tachyglossus aculeatus (Australian echidna) is the source of this 1141-nucleotide messenger RNA. Its product is annotated as N-formyl peptide receptor 2-like. The record is from RefSeq and is a predicted model, not a curated record. Gene Ontology annotation, cellular component: plasma membrane. NCBI's taxonomy places the organism in Eukaryota, Metazoa, Chordata, Mammalia, Monotremata, Tachyglossidae. Gene Ontology annotation, biological process: phospholipase C-activating G protein-coupled receptor signaling pathway; positive regulation of cytosolic calcium ion concentration; complement receptor mediated signaling pathway. Gene Ontology annotation, molecular function: N-formyl peptide receptor activity; complement receptor activity.